Molecule: messenger RNA, 3707 nt
Organism: Leptopilina heterotoma
Lineage: Eukaryota; Metazoa; Arthropoda; Insecta; Hymenoptera; Figitidae
Gene: Pmp70
Product: ATP-binding cassette sub-family D member 3
Exons: 13
Coding region: 609-2600 (663 amino acids)
Biological process (GO): long-chain fatty acid import into peroxisome; peroxisome organization; very long-chain fatty acid catabolic process
Cellular component (GO): peroxisomal membrane
Molecular function (GO): ATP hydrolysis activity; long-chain fatty acid transmembrane transporter activity; ABC-type transporter activity
Source: RefSeq, a predicted model, not a curated record
GUUACCAAUCUAGAGUAAAAAAAACGGCUAACGGCAUCGUCUCGCAGAAUGUUUAUUUAUUAAUUAUCUUAAUUAUUAAGAAAGUGUCACAAGUGCUGUUUAAGUUAUUGAACAACAAAUUCGGCCUAAAUUAUUAUUAUAUGAAACAAAUAAAAUUUAAAUAAAUCGUGUAAUUAAUGCGGGAGAGUUUAAAUAUUAAGAAAUAUAUAUUUUUGGUGAACCUUGCUUUUAAAAAUUAAGUCUAGUAUACAAAUAAGUGUGGAUCUAAGUGAUUGUUGGUUGAUUUUUAAUUAUUUCCGAAACAAAGUAAAAAAAGUAGCACUUUUAAAAUAAAUAAAAAAACAAGUAAUCAAGUUGAGGGUACCGUAUAUUUGUAAUUACGGUAUUGAAUUAAAUGAAUCAACAAGGUUAGGUUGUCGAGUUGUCGAUGAUGGUGUGACUUGCGAUCCAGCUGAUUCGUUAUUUCGUUCGUCCGCGAGAAAGGAUUUUACCCCACCACAAAUUUUAAUGUGCUCUUUGCUCCAAAGUCGAUUCACAACACUUUGCCCGUGUUCAGAACGUGGUGAAAUUUAAUAUACUGCGAUUUUAAACAUAAUAAUAAGAAAAGAAUGGCGCCAACACUCAGUAAAUAUAUUGACAAAAGAACUGCUGCUGGUGCUUUAACAAUAUCAGCGUUGAUUUGGUUUUUAAAAACAAGAAACAAAAAACGCAUCGUUAAAUCAAAGAAUAACUGGCCUAGUAAUGAUAUUCAGUAUGUUAUCAAAGAGGAGAAGCCUAAGGGACCAAAAGCACACGUUAAUAAAGCUUUUUUUAAACAAUUACGUCAAUUACUUUCUAUUGGAAUACCUGGAGUUUUUUCUGUCGAGUCUGCUUAUAUUUUCCUUAUUGCCGCCUCUCUUGUUGCUAGAUCGAUAUGCGAUUUAUGGAUGAUUCAAACCGGAACCUUAAUAGAAACAUCUAUUGUCAACAUGAAUGCAGCUUUAUUCAAGAAGAGACUUUUAAAAUUUUUAGCUAUUCUACCAAUGGUUUCGGUGGUGAAUAAUGUUUUGAAAUACAGUAUAGGAGAGAUGAAAUUACGCUUGAGAACUAACAUCAGUCGUUACAUGAUAGAUCAGUAUCUUAAAGGAUUCACAUAUUAUAAAAUGAGCAAUUUGGACACGAGAAUUGCAAAUCCAGAUCAAUUAUUGACAACUGACGUUGAUAAAUUUUGCGAGAGUUGCACUGAUCUUUAUAGUAAUCUUGCGAAACCUAUGCUGGACAUUUUUAUUUAUGUUUAUAGAUUAACGUCAACACUAGGCGGGCAGACACCAUUAUUAAUGCUUACAUAUUUAGUACUUGCUGGAGGUGUUUUGACACAUUUACGAAAACCAAUUUCGCAAUUGACAGUCAGAGAACAACGACUUGAAGGUGAAUAUCGACACAUUCAUUCACGAUUGAUAACGAAUUCGGAAGAAGUUUCAUUCUAUCAGGGAAGUUCGCGGGAGAAACUUACUCUACUCGCUAGUUUUCAUAAACUGGUGACGCAUCUUCGAAAAUUCCUCGAAUUCAGGGUAGCAAUUGGUGUUGUUGAUAAUUUCAUUGGAAAAUAUGUGGCGUCAGUUGUUGGAUUUUAUGCCGUCAGUAUACCAUUUUUACAGAAAAAUCAUCCAAUUCUUUCUGGCACACCAGAUCAUCGAUUCAAGUAUUAUUAUACUUAUGGUCGUAUGUUAGUAAAAUUAGCUGAAGCAAUUGGCCGUUUAAUUUUGGCUGGACGUGAAUUAACGCGAUUGGCAGGAUUCACUGCUAGAGUGACGGAAAUUAAAAAUGUUCUUGGUGAUUUAAGUUUAGGUAAAUAUGAAAGAACAAUGGUCGCCGAUCUGUCAAAUUCAAUUGGUCGGCCGGGAGAUGGAAAGAUUCACGCCAAAGACAAUAUUAUACGAUUCGAUUGUGUACCACUCGUCACACCGAAUGGUGAUGUUCUCAUUAAGGAAUUAAGUUUCGAAGUUAAAUCUGGUAUGAAUGUUUUGGUUUGUGGACCAAAUGGCUGUGGAAAGAGUUCAUUGUUCCGUGUUUUAGGAGAACUCUGGCCAGUUUGGGGUGGAACUGUGACGAAACCGCCUCGGGGCAAAUUGUUCUACAUUCCACAGAGGCCGUACAUGACAUUGGGAACGUUGAGGGAUCAAGUUAUUUAUCCACACACACGAGCGGAAAUGAUGAGACGUGGCAAUGCAAAAGAUGAAGAUCUAAAGAAAUUUUUAGAUUUAGUUCAAUUGAGUCAUCUUUUUGAACGUGAGACACAAUCGAAUAGUCAAGGCCAAGGUUGGGACACUGUUGCCGAUUGGAUGGAUGUCUUAUCAGGAGGGGAAAAGCAACGAAUAGCUAUGGCGAGAUUAUUUUAUCAUAAACCACAAUUUGCAAUUCUGGAUGAGUGCACAAGUGCUGUGAGUGUUGACGUUGAGGAUUCCAUGUAUUCAUAUUGUAAACAAGAGAAUAUUACACUUUUUACCGUCUCUCAUCGAAGAUCACUUUGGAAACAUCAUGAGUACUACUUGAGGAUGGAUGGACGAGGUGAUUAUGAUUUUAAACCAAUUGAUUCUGAUACACAAGAAUUUGGUUCUUGAAUAUAUGCAUUCACCUUGCAUCAAGGCAAAGAAAUUAGAAAAAGAAACACUUGACGAAAAUUGUCGAGUUGAAAUUGUAUAGGGAAAAGCUCGAUCAAUUUGGUCGAGGCCAUUUAGAUAAAUGAGAUGAUCUCUUUUUAAGAUCGUAGUUUUAUAAACUAAGGGUUUUUUCUUCUAUUAAUUAAUUAAUUAAUUUAAUUUUGCAAAGAAUUUAAAAUUGAAAAAUAGUUUCAGUGUCUUAAUAUUUAAUUUGUUCUCUCACCAAAGUAGAUUUACACUUUGAAAGUGAAUUUUAUAUUAAAUUUAAUUUCACAUUACAGUAAUAAAAUUGUUUAUCAAUUAAUUAUUGUUCCAAAAAGAAUGUUUUUUUUGCACAUUUAAAUAAUUGAAUUAAGUAUUUUUCUAGUAGUAAUUUUAAUUUUAAAAAAACAGUCGUAAAAACAAAGGUUGAACAAAAUGUGCAUAAAAUUUUAUGUCAAAACAAUGAAUUUUACGCUAGAUAAAAGAUUUAUACCUAGUUUCUUUGUGUAUUAAAAGAGGAACGAUAAAUUUUAAUUGCGCACUUUUAUAGAUUUUUCAUCAAGAAAGUAAUUUAUAAGUAUACAAGGUAAUUUAAAUUCCAAAUAGAUGAUAUUUGUUUGCAUUAAAUGUUUUUUUAUUAAUAAUUACUGUAUUAGAUGUAAAUUUAAAAUUUAUUUCGAAAAAAUUAAUGGAAAUAGAGUUCUAUUUUAUAGAUAGUUGUUUAUAUUUUUAUUCGAAAUGAAUAGGGUAUUGAAAUAAGAUAAAAAAAUAAAUGGGAUAAAAAUUUAUCGUAAAAAAAUUAAAAUCUUGAAUUUCAAAUGUUUUAAAUUCAUUCUUUUACAGUAAUUUCAUAUUUAUAAUAUUGCAUCUUAUUGUUUGUCUAUCCCCAAGUAGCACGUAAUAUUAGGAAUAUUCCAGCAAUAUGCCACGACAUUGAGGCAAUAUUUGUAAUGUUAAGGCAAUGUUCUCAAUGUCGCUGUAAUAUUACGUGCUACUGGGGUCACUUUUUGUAUAAAAAAAAAUUUCAUUAAAUACGUAAAAAAAAUUGUAUGGGAUUGCUGGACAAUAAAACUUUUACUGUUAUAA